This is a messenger RNA of Ectocarpus sp. CCAP 1310/34, 2505 nucleotides long. NCBI's taxonomy places the organism in Eukaryota, Phaeophyceae, Ectocarpales, Ectocarpaceae. The record is from the annotation of a GenBank genome assembly.
AUGCCCACGCCCCCCCGAGUUGCGCCCCUGCAGCUGUCCUCCAGCUCCGGAUCCUGGGCCACGCGGCGGUCCCGGCAGCGCAGGAGAGUGGCCCCGACUCCAGCCUGCACCUUGUUCGUUUUGGUACGGCUGCUGUCGAGAUGGGCCACCAACCAUCCGCCCCGAGUCUUGAGCUCCGCCCCGAGGGAAGACAAACCCCUGAGCCUCCCGCCUCCCGCUCAUGUACGCGCAGAACUCGUUGUAGUGGGCGAGGAAUUCGUUGCGCAACUUGUGACAUUCGGAGGUCUCGUGGGUGCUGUUGGGGCCGUGGAGCUGACAGAAGUGCGAUGGCUGCUGCUGAUUUUGUUGAUGUAGCGGUAACGACCCCUGUGGCUGCUGAGGUCGAUGUCCGCCUUGCUCCGAUCCUGCAGCGGCUGGUUUCCCCGCCCCGCCGCCCCGGCCCACGCCGGCAGCGACGAGGGCGUGCCUCAUCUCCUCCUUCCGCUCUCCAUCUCUCCGCUCGUACCUCAGCUCGUGCUCUUCCAUCCUCAGCAUCUCCUGCAUGGUUGCCCUCGACAACAUCGUAUCAAACAGAAGACGGUCUUUGGUUUUUUCGAACCUUGGGAGAAAUCCCCUGACAAUGUGCCUGCACAUAGAUUUUUCAUCCCGGUUAUCCCCAUACGAGCGAAGUCUCAUCCACAGCGCAACUGCCCUACCGUAAUAGUCCAUAAGACUCUCUCCCUGCCUCUGGCCUAUUACGUUCCAUGCGUCGUCAAGGGUUUGUCGCUCCUGACUCUUGUCCUGGCUAUAUUGCUCGAGAAACACGCGGUACCCUGCUUGAGGUGAUUCUGAUGCCAAGAUUUGGGCUUGUGCGGGUUGCGCUGUGAUCUUAGCAAGCAUGAACGUCCAAAUCUUCCUCGAUUGCUUCACUCUCUCCUCUCCGUACGUGCUCCUCAACCAGUUCAAGUCCAUACCAGUUGCACCAACAGGUACCUCUGAACCCCUCAUCACACCAGCAAGUCCCUCAUUCUCCAGCCACGCCUCAAAUGCACUCGUGAACACUCGCAAUGCAACUUCAAUUGAUCUGCUCUUCAGAAAAUCAUCACUCCUUGCUGGGACAUCAACUUUCUCUUUCUGCCUCAGCUCUAAAGUUUGGUUGCUAGACGUGCCUGGAUGGGCACGGUGCCCCUGGUCCUGAGUUGAUGUCGCGAAGGCCUGCUUCAAGAGAUCGACCAGCUCACGCAUCGUGUUGCGCUGAUCUUCCCCUCCUGCCGCUCGCGCACCCCCUCGGUCUCGUGCAUCGUUGACGGAGAAAGAAUUACUUCCUCCUCCGUCCGCGACGCCUGCCCCGGGGGAAGGGACAGCCCGACCUGAUCCCCCCGGAGGUUGUCGUCCGUCUCCGUCCGGCAUGUUGCGCGCGUAGACACAGCAGCCACUCUCUUGAUCGUGAACGCUAGCGUGUUGAGUAGCUUUGUGCGUCGGUGCCUUGGCGCGCGGGGUCCCUUGGUUGGGAAAUAAAAGAGCCAGCGGCGCGGUAGCCGCCAACGGUACAGUGUAGGAACUAUGAUGGGCGUGACAGCCUUCUCCUUUGGGAUGGAGCGUGAUAGCUCGGGUAUGGUAUCUCUGGAUGUGGCGUGGAAGCCUGGUGACGUGAUAGUCGUGGUGUAUAUGUAUAAGUAAGGACGUGGAUGUCCGGAAGGCGUGAUAGCCGGGUGGCGUGAUAGCCGGGAUUGGCGUGGUAGCCGUGGCGUGAUAGCCGGGGAAAAAGGACUUGAUUGCACACAGGAAGGAGGAAAAAGAGGAAACAAAAAACAAGUGAGAAACCACAACACACAGUCACCAUAUCCGUUGUAGACGCACAUAUACCCCCACCCCCAAUCCUGAAAUAUGCGGCAAAGUUGGUACCACCAAAUCUAAUCCAUAGCAACUGCUGAACCCCCAAACUCCCCGGCUCCAUCUGCUCGGAAAUCUUGCUUGCAAUAAUCUGCCGAUGCUGUGAGUACGUCCAACAUACCUCCUCCCAAGAUAACGAUGUCCUCCGAAAUCAUGGAUUCCCAACAGAACUCAAUCCCCCGAAAUCCGUAGAAGAUUCAAUAGACAAAACAUACAUCAAAUCAUUGUGUGGAAAAGAGGGUUUCGUCCUCGACAGACGUUGGGGGGUUUCAACCUUUAUGAAGGUGUUCUCCACAUUACCCCCCCCUUUUUCGAGGCUUCUCCUUGUUUGCUAGGCAAGAGAAGUCUUCUUGGGGUAACCGGAACCCGACCGGCUGGCGGCGAGUAGAACCACCUUUUUUUUUCCAACAAUCUUCUGUGCGUGUGUGCGGGUACACCACUUCCGCCACGCAUUGGCAGAAGUUUCGAGUUCGAUAGACAGUGCAUCGUUUCUUGGCCCACCCACCGUUUUUCUUUUUCCGUACUCCGGAAGAAAAUGAGGUGAGCAGCGGGUGUUGAACCCAGUGUCUUUUGCAACCAAAAGCAGGCACCCGACAUCUCUUCGUCGACGCCAUUGUCGAAAAGAGGGUUUCU